CGGAAGCAGCGCUGAGGACGGUGCGUCUGUCAUUUACGAGUUUUACAGUGACCAGAUCGGCAUUGCGCAAUUACAAAAGAAAUGCUCAUUCAUGAUGCAACGAUUCACGUCUUUGGCUGUAUGUGGGGAACUCGCAUUCUUGACCUGUCCUUGGAAGAGGAGUAUUGUGUCACUUAAACACGAUACCCACAGCCAACCAUGGUGGCAUCAGCGCGUGCGCCCUCAUGCCAGCUGCGCGACCUCUCCAAAGCGCGCGUGGCAUCACCUGCGCAGACCGUCUGCGCCGUCUGCUCGCCAGCACUGCAGACAUUAUAGUAAAGAUGCGGACAGGGACACUAAGGACACUGAGCAUCCUGGCAUCACAGUGGUGGGGACCCCGGAUCCCAUCACAUGGAUCAGGAAUAAGAUUAUCUUGUUUUUAAUUGAACUGUAUUUUGGCUUGAAGUUCAGUGUGGAGUUUGACAGUGGUGUGAAACAGGUUGGUAUGAUACGGGCUCAAAAGUGGCUCAUUAAGGGGAAACUCCUAAAAAUCAUUUUAUAUGCUACUACUACGACUAAAAAGGGAAAAAAAAGAGAUGACCCAGAGAGCUCCCGCAUCUUCAAGAUGGACAUAACUGAAGAUGGUCCUCAAAAGAAGAUCAUCACAGCUGUGUACGAGUUUUAUCGUGAGUUGACUGCUGGCGCUGAUCCAGAGUGGACGGUGACUCGGAUAUGGCACUGGAAACAACUGGAGUAAAACAAUUAAACAUAACACACACAAGACCCCUCAAAAUUCACUUUACCAGACUAAAACAAAGACCAUGUUUUCACUUUAUGUUAAUAUCCAUCCUGGGUGAUUUGAUCACAAAUGGUCAUGUGAGGAACAUCAAUGUUUACAGCUGUUAGUAAUGCGUCUCAAAUGAGUCUCUUGUGAUUGGAUUUCAAAGGGAGGGUCUCUGAGCGUCUCUUAACACAGUUUAAAACCCAUGUUGUAGUGCAGUGGUUGAUUGACAGGUGAGUAGGUGCUUCACUGUUGCUACCAUAGAUGUGCAUAGGUAGAUUCCCCAUUCGACUGCGCCAAGCACAUAGACGUGUCCGCCGUCUUUAACGGUCAACUUGACGCCAUUCACCAUAAUAAUCAAUGGAAAUUCGAAGAUGCCACAAUCCUGCACAGUCGAGGUUUUAACUGCCGGGAUUUCAAUUCUUUAAGAAACG
Sinocyclocheilus rhinocerous is the source of this 1194-nucleotide messenger RNA. RefSeq lists its product as uncharacterized. Gene Ontology annotation, molecular function: ribosome binding. Gene Ontology annotation, biological process: protein insertion into mitochondrial inner membrane from matrix. The coding region runs from base 92 to 736 and encodes 214 amino acids. Gene Ontology annotation, cellular component: mitochondrial inner membrane. Lineage: Eukaryota; Metazoa; Chordata; Actinopteri; Cypriniformes; Cyprinidae. The record is from RefSeq and is a predicted model, not a curated record. The transcript is spliced from 3 exons.